AUGCAUCUCCUGCGCACCGCAACCCUCCCCUUCCCGGCACAGCAGAAACAAGGAUGCCGAAGCGGUUCAGUUGCGACGAAGAGUAGGAAGAUCGGGCGGAUAGGGUUUCACAUACCUCUUCUACACUUACAAGUCUUCCUUUCCAGGAUUGCCAUGGGGGCUUUGGGGAUGGUGGCCUUGAUAUUCCGCACAGUGACAAGAGAUUUGUUGGCUUCAAGAAGGAUGAGAAGCAGCUGGACACUGAGAUUCACCGCAACUACAUUUAUGAAGAUCAUGUUGCAGACUACAUGA
Molecule: messenger RNA, 291 nt
Organism: Triticum turgidum subsp. durum (durum wheat)
Lineage: Eukaryota; Viridiplantae; Streptophyta; Magnoliopsida; Poales; Poaceae
Source: the annotation of a GenBank genome assembly